Messenger RNA from Durio zibethinus, 5543 nucleotides. Lineage: Eukaryota; Viridiplantae; Streptophyta; Magnoliopsida; Malvales; Malvaceae. The record is from RefSeq and is a predicted model, not a curated record.
UUUUUCUUGGAACAAAAAGUUUUCUUUGCAUAUUUUGGUGUUAUUAGUAUUAGUUGCAUUUCAUUAAAAAAAUUUGUUUUUCCUUGCUUUUUAGGAGCUGGGUUGAUGGGUUGAUGCCAAUUAGGAGACAUAUGACAUUAUCUAUUUUAACGGCUUACCUGUUGUUACUUUUUGUGCCCUGUAGAAGAUUCAUUUUAACAUUGUGCUUUUGAAGUAGGAUUGAUAGUGACUAAAAGGCAUUUAUUUGAAGUGCUAUCUGUUAGACUUGAAAUUUAUUACUUUGCUGUCUUUAGCUCUUAAAAGAGUUAUUGAAGUCAUAGAAUCUGAACUCCUGUUAAGGGACUAAAUUUUACACACUUGGGUAUUAUACAUACCUUGCAAUGUGAUAUCAUGACCUGGGGGAAAUAAAUUGAGAAAAAGGGAACUAGCCUCUUUUAACUCUAGGAAACUUACAGGAUUUGCGUCAACAUCUGAAAAGCGUUCUGAAAUGUGAUAUUAAUUUGUAGAGCACUUCAUAAAGAAAGUUAGAAAGACAACAAACGGGUGGAUCCUUCCAUCGAGAAGAAAAAGGAUAUAUGUUUUUUAUUGAACAUUAAAAGGAUGCUGAUGGUAUAGUUUUACUAACAUUGAGUAGAAUGUUAUGCAAGUAAAGCCAGUUCUAUUUUCAUUCUCAUCCAUAUAUUCCUUCAAUGUGCAUGCUAUGGCAAUCCAGUUAACUUGUUUAUUUUUUAGCUUGGAACUUGAGUAAUAGUUUAUAUAUUAUCUAUUUAAAAGAGUCAAAUCUGGAUAUCAAAUAUGGAGAUAGUAAUAGGGAGAGCAUGUGUAGAUAUAUGGUCAUGUUGGGAGGAAAACACCUUGAAGAUAAUUUAGUCAAUUUUUUGCAUUUGAAACAAGACAAUGUGAAUAGAUGUUUGGACUGCAUGUGGUAGACCUAGCCUCUACUUUGAAAGAAUUUGGCCAUCAUUGCACAUAGAGUUAAACGGAAGUACCAGUAGAUAUUAGUUUGCCUAAAAGUGGAACAUGCAAGUUGCAUCACCUUUGAGGAGGAUCUGUUUGGGGUGUGAAAUUGGGAUCAUUGUGAUACUCUAGAUUCCAUGUUCAAACUAAUCAGUGUUUUAUGAUUAAAUAUCUUUGUGUCCACGAUCAUUUCAUCGUAGAAGUUUAUAUUACGAGUGUUAAUUAGCAUGGAUCUCAUGUGCCAUAUCUAGCCUUGAUCCCAUGUGGGUGGUCCUCUUGUGUACUGAAUGGUAUAAGUCAAGGUUUAUGUUGGAGAUAAAUGGCACGUGGAGCCUUUCUAUCUUUAUAUGCUUUUCGGCCUUCUAUGUUUUAUGUGCCUGAAACUCUUUUGUUACAUUGCUGGGAAUUGUAGUAGAAUCUUCAAUGCAAGUGUGAUAUUGCCCAUUGCUUUAGCUCUCUAACAUUGUUCAUUUUGGAAUCUUCAGGAUUUGGAUUCCCAUUCUACUUGAUAGAAUUUCAUGCAAAGUUUAGAGAAUCUUGUUGCUGAUUGAUAGUCUACACUUUAGCACCUUUCCUUUAAUUAUAUUCUUAGAUUGUUGUGAAGGUGCAUCUCUUUCACUAGUUUAAGGGCCUGUGCUUGGGGGCAAUGAUUGGCAUUUGUUACAAUCCAUUGAUCAACUUGAAGGGCAGGCACUUCAAAGGAAAAUGUUCGUGUGAAAUUACUGUUCUGAAAGCUAUUAACUUGGCCUCGUAAAUCUUCUUUGAGAUUGAAUAAACACGCUGCCCAGUUCUUUGGUCUUUGUAGAAGGACACCAGUUUUAGUUGUCAACUGUCUCAUAUAGGACAUUAAUAGAGUGCAAUUCACUGCUGUUGUGGCUUUGCGUCUCUUGAACUGUCUGAUUUCUGGCUGCAUGUUUGUAAAUUUUCUUAACUGCUGCACAUGUUUUAAGUCAGAGUCUUCUUCUCUUAAUCAAUGACCAUCUAUGCUAAAGCCUGACUUACUCCCUUUAGAGCUAUAUGGAAUACUGCUUUAUGAUAUUGACACCGGAAAGAUGGAAAAUCUAGACGAAGAAUGAUUACCUGAAAUUCCAAGUUUAAUAUAGCAGGGACAACCAUGGACACUUGGUAACUGGUACCGUUGGCACCCGAAGUUUGAUUGUCAUUCCUAUGAUUGGAAGACGUUGAUAUUUGUAUGGGACAUGAUAUUCAGGAGCUGCUUUUUAUGGGGGUGCCUUGGUCAAUUUGACAUGGAAGUUUUGAACUGUGAGACAAGGUUGCAGCAAAUCCAUGUCUUCUAAUUAGAUGGUGAGCCGAUGUAACUCCAAGUGCUGAUGGUACAAGAAGUUACCACUGUUUUCAAUCAUGGUAAAACAAGAAGUUAUGGACAAUAUCUUCUCAUAUGGGCGAACCAGCUCUAAGUCCAAGCCACUCUUCAUUUGGGACCCAAGAUGGGUUCACUUAUGCGAGCAGGUGCUCUACCAUCACAUUAGUCAUCUAUGGAGCUAUAAACAAUUCUCUACAUUUCAUUUCUCUCGGCUACCCUUUGGAACUCUAUCGUGUAAGAACUUUGUUCGCGGCAUGAUGCCGUGGCCAACAAGAUCUGAACUAGCAAAAUGAUUCCCUUAGGCUUUUGUUUUUUCAUUAUCUAUUUGCCGCAUUUUCCUCGCAAUUAUCAAGCUCUUGGGAUUUCCGCAAAGUGUAUUCCUGACCUAGUCCAUAUUACCUGGUAAAACCUUUAAGGAGAUUUUUUAAGAACCAAUCAUUAGCUCUUCAUAUGUUUUUAAAUUGUUCUAGUAUCCAUCACCAGCCGCAUUAUUGCUCCUAAUAUUCCAUUCUUAAUCCACAUAUGUCCAGGACGGCUUGGAGAAGGCCAGAAGCUCGUAUUAUAGUUAAGAAACAGCCACCUGGAAUGUAAUGAAUUCACAAUGACAAUGAUGUACAAACAAACGUCGAUGAGGUGAAAUUCUUUUACUAAUUGACAGUGAAAGGUGGGAGGAUCAUACUGGGAUAUUCUCGCAGAAUAUUUUCUUCUUUUCUCUUUUAGUAUUCAUGUUCUUCACUGGGGACAAAAUUGACACAUUAUCCCCAACGCUGACCUAGCAUGCCUCACUAUAAAAGUGGGAUUAAUAGGUAGACAAACUAUCAAUGAAACACAGAACAAGAAAAAUAUGAAUUAUGAAAACUACGAUCCCUCUCUCCCAGACCUACCAGUUGUUGACCAAUACCUUCCCAUAUGGGCCAGCCUACCAGCCUUUAGGUCCAAACCAGCCUUCAUUUGGCCUGAAGAUGGCUCGACCAAUGUAAGCAACGGCUCAACACUUACCUAUGCUCAACUCAAUGAUUCAGUGCAGUCCAUUUCUUUUCAGCUACUCCUUUCAUUACAAAGAGGUGACACCGUAAUCAUUUUAUGCUCACCUGGGCUAGAGCUUGUUGAGAUCAUUUUUGGGUGUCAAAGAGCUGGCCUUUUGAGCGUGCCCAUAUUCCCACCAGACCCUUCUUUUGGCCAAGAAAACUAUCACCACCUAGUCAGAGUUCUCUCCCAGACAAAGCCAAAAGCUGCCAUUGCUCACCAUGAUUAUAUCACAAGGGUUCAGCAAUAUCUCUCUUUGCCCUCUAAAGACAAGAGGCUUGCAGAGAUGUUACAAAACAUGAGGUGGACUUCUACUGGAGAUGUCAAACAUAAAAAUUUAGAUCCAAGAGUGGGUUGUAUGUUUUAUAAUGGUUGCAAACCUGAUGAAAUUUACUUGAUUCAAUACACCUCAGGUGCAACAGGGAUCCCAAAGCCAGUACUUCUGACAGCUGGAUCAGCAGCUCACAAUGUUAGGACAGCCAGGAAAGCUUAUGAUUUGCAUCCAAAUAGUGUUAUUGUCUCUUGGUUACCUCAGUACCAUGAUUGUGGCCUAAUGUUUCUGUUAUUGACCAUUGUCUCUGGUGCAACAUGCGUGUUAACAUCACCUGGAGCUUUUGUUAACCGGCCUAGGCUAUGGCUCGAGCUAAUUACAGAGUUCAAGGCCACUUGUACUCCAGUUCCAUCAUUCACCCUGCCACUAGUCGUGAAGCGUGGUGGAGUUGAAAAAGGAAGCUCACCUAUUAAUUUAUGGAGCUUGAGAAAUCUCAUUAUCAUCAAUGAGCCGAUUUACAAGGCAUCAGUUGAAGAAUUUCUACUUGUGUUUAAGCCUUUUGGACUAAACUCAUUGUCAAUCUCUCCAUCUUAUGGCUUAGCAGAGAACUGCACAUUUGUUUCCACAGCGUGGAGAAACAAUGACAACUCUGGAAACUCCAGUUUACCUAAUUUUCCUUCUCAUAACAGGCUCUUACCAAGUGCACUACUUGCUAAUGAAGAAGAAGAGGACAUGCAAAUUAUAGUCGUAAAUGAGGACACCCAUGAGCCUGUUGAGGAUGGAAUUGAGGGUGAGAUUUGGGUUUCAUCUCCAAGCAAUGCCUCUGGCUACCUAGGCCAUCCUUCCUUAACUCAAGAUAUAUUUAAAGGUAGAUUGAGCAACAAGGUUAGCCGGUGUUAUGUCCGAACAGGAGAUAGAGGAAUUGUGAAAGGGGAAGAAAGAUUUCUCUUCGUGACAGGUCGUUGCCUUGACGUCAUUAAGCUUACAAACGGUCAAGAUAUGCACCCUCAUUACAUAGAGACCGCAGCUUAUAAUAGUUGCCUACAGUUUAUUAGAGGAGGUUGUCUCGCUGCAUUCGAUAUUUCAAGAAUGAUCGUUCUUGUUGCAGAGAUGCAGAGGAGUGAAAAAGAUAAUAAGAUUUUGAGGAACAUAUGUCAAAGAAUCAGAGAAGCUGUUUUGAAUCAAGAAGAAGUCGAAAUAGGGAUGGUAGUUCUUGUAAAGAGUGGAAGUGUUCCGAAAACCACUUCAGGUAAAAUUCAAAGAUGGGCAGCUAAGGACAAUUUUCUAAGAGGUAAAAUGAAUAUUUUAAUGGACAUGAAGUUUGAUAACAAUGGGGGAUUAUUACCAUGCCCCAGUGUAAUGAUACUUGCACGUAAUGGAAGAGGUAGAGAAGAUGAAGAGGGAAGAGCCGUGACAGCUGAAGAGAAAGAUGAGGUUCUUUUUUCACACUCAAGUGCUUCAAUUGGUCGCCCAUGGCUGUCUCGAUUGUGAGAUCUACGACAAGGAUGUUAUGCUUUGCUUGUGCUCCAAAAUAGUGUAAAAAAGAAAUGUGCUUUAGGCCCUUUUGCAUCCUUUUCGUUGAGAUCGUCGACAAGGGAGAGAAUUAAGGCGUGAAUAAUAGUAUCUAUGGUCUGUGUAAUAAAAAUAUACAUAUAUUUAUCAUUGCUAAUUGUAGUCGAUAUUCCAGCAUCUAAGUUAUGAUAGAAAUGGAUGAAUCUGACGUCUGAAAACAGCUUCUGUAAAUCAUCAUUAAAAGGAACAACUCCUUUGUACGAUUCUCAAAUUUGCAUUCCAAAUCUCAACUAGAUGUAGUUCAACUUCUAAUAUAGAAUAAAUAAAUUAUUAUAGGCAAGUGAUUAAGUGGCAACUCUUGGCCUGUAAGCAGGAGCAUAUAUAACAUGAAGCAAAGUUUUAGAUUAAAACAUACCCUGAAGAUCAGUCAUCAAGAAACUGGCAAUUAGCUGU